This is a messenger RNA of Paramecium primaurelia, 1377 nucleotides long. Lineage: Eukaryota; Ciliophora; Oligohymenophorea; Peniculida; Parameciidae. The record is from the annotation of a GenBank genome assembly.
AUGGUUGAAUUUAUAGGGAGUUUUUAGGAUAAAUAGUUCUUAUAUUUUGUAUGUGAACAUUGCCCUUUUGGAGAUUUAGGAAAUGUAGUAUGGGAUAUUUAUUAGGAAUAUAAAAAGGAUAAAUCUUCAGAUGUCGAAAAUCUUAUUAAAAUUUAUAUUUAUUAAAUAGCAACAGCAAUUAUAUAUUUACAUAAGGAAGGGAUAGCCCAUUUAGAUAUUAAACCAAAAAAUAUAAUUAUUGAUAAAAGUUUUAAUUUAAGAUUAACUGAUUUUGCAACAUGUUAUUUCUUUGAGGAACAUAGAUAACCUCCUGAAUUGAUUGAAUAAAUUAAAAAGUUUUAACAGAAUUAUGUAAAAUCAGUUAAGAGGAUGGAAAAUGAAAUUAGUGAAUAUCGAUCUACUUUUGUUGGAACUCCCGAAUAUAUAUCUCCAGAAAUGUUAAGUAAUAGUAGAGCCUCAAAAGAGGCUGAUUUAUGGGCGCUUGGUUGCAUAAUUUAUGAAGUAAAUAGAUUUUCUAAUUUAGUUUUAUCAUGGGAAAUAACCCUUUUCCAAUAAAAGUGAAAAUGAAGUCUUUAAUAGCAUUUUAUCUCUAAAUUAUGAAUUAGAUAAUAAUUUGUCAGAAGAUGUUUCUGAUUUAAUUAGAUCACUAUUAACUUUGAAUCCUUAAAACCGUUUAGGUUAUGAAGAUUCUGAGUAAAUCCUUACUCAUAAAUAUUUUGAUUCUGUAAGGCAUUAUGUACCAUGGUUGGAUGAUAUUGAAAUUCCAAAUUAAUGUAAGAUACUGUUUUAAGAAAUAAUACCAAGUCAAAGCAAAUCAAGUUUAAUUUAUUAAACUACAUCAACCAAUGUAGAAAUGAAAUAAUAAUUGAUUCGCAGAAGACAAGAUCGAUUGAAAACAAUUAUGGAAGAAUUGGAAGAAACGGCAACACCAGUUCCUAAUAUUUUCAAAAGAACUCAAAAAAUUUCGCAAAAUAUAAAUGCACCAAUAAUAUUUGAAAAAUAAAUUAAUUACUCAUCAAAUAAAUUAGAGAAUGAGAUGUAAUCACCUUCAAGUUUAAAAUAAUUUGAUAAGUCAGUUGGAUUUAUACAAUUAAAUACCAAUAGAUGGUUUUGUAUUCCUUAAAUUGCUAUUUUGUUUGGGUAUCUAAAACCUCCCUGUCUAUUGAUAGAUUUUAUUAAAGGAGAAAAGAAAUAUCUUCCUAUUGAUGAUACAAUAAAGAUUUCAUAAGAUGGAAUUUAUUAUGUAUUAUAUUUUAAUUUAUUAUUUAGAUUUUGGAAUCUUCUCAGUUUUUCUAUAAAUUUAAGGAUGCAGAAGCAAAACCUAUUAAUUGGAUUUAAGUAGUUCAAAAAAUAAAAAAUGAAUAUCUGGGUAAAUGA